Molecule: messenger RNA, 3158 nt
Organism: Monodelphis domestica (gray short-tailed opossum)
Lineage: Eukaryota; Metazoa; Chordata; Mammalia; Didelphimorphia; Didelphidae
Gene: SLA
Product: Src like adaptor
Molecular function (GO): protein binding
Source: RefSeq, a predicted model, not a curated record
CCCAGUUUAAUCCGUCUUGGGAGCCCCUGCGACGGUGCUUUUUCUAUGACUAUUUCAGUCUUUAUUGCAACAAGUUAGUGCCCUUUGAAUUCUGCACAUGGCAUAUUCCUUUCUGGAACCCAUCUGGCCAUAUGGACUUCCCAAGAACUGCUGUGAACGCCUGGCUCUUCCCAUGCCCUUUUAGAGAGAAGAGGACGCACAAGUUUCAUGUGGUUGCUAAAAACAGGAACCCAGGCUUCUGCAAACACAUCAAGCCUUCCUUAUUUCUAGCAGAGGAAGUAUGUGGCCUAUUUGGCAACUGCCGUUCUACAUGAUAGCAUAAGCUUCAUAACACUCGCUAGGGCCCCCUCCACCCGGCUGGCCCUCAUUCAGCUGAUGGAGAUUGAAUGACGAUGCUGACUGGCUGCCUACUGCUUGGAGCUGGUGUGAAGAGGGCAAGCAUGCUCACCCUCUAAAGUUUUGAAGCUGCUUCUUCUAAGCCAAGAGUGAGUAAUCAAGCAAGAGAGAUGGGCAACAGCAUGAAGACAUCUACUGCAGCACCUGAGAGACCUCUGCCUGGCCCAACGGGACUGGACAAUGACUUCCUUGCUGUUCUUUGUGAUUAUCCAUCUCCUGAUAUCAGCCCACCUAUAUUCCGCCGAGGAGAGAAAUUACGUGUGAUAUCAGACGAAGGAGGCUGGUGGAGAGCGAUUUCCCUUAGUACUGGCCGAGAAAGUUAUAUUCCUGGAAUGUGUGUGGCCAAAGUUUACCAUGGUUGGCUUUUUGAAGGAUUAGGAAGAGACAAAGCUGAAGAACUUUUACUGCUGCCUGACACAAAGAUGGGCUCCUUCAUGAUCAGAGAAAGUGAAACUAAGAAAGGUUUUUAUUCACUAUCGGUGAGACACAGACAAGUGAAACAUUAUCGUAUCUUCCGUCUACCCAACAACUGGUAUUAUAUUUCUCCAAGACUCACUUUCCAGUGCCUGGAAGACCUUGUGAAUCACUAUUCUGAGGUGGCUGAUGGGCUGUGCUGUGUCCUGACAACACCCUGCUUAACUCAGUGCACCACUGGCAAUGCAGAAAGGGCUUCGGGAUCUCCUGUUGUGAUGCGCCAGAAAAAUUUCAACUGGAAAAAUGUUGCCAGAGUACAAUCUGGUCCUGAUGGAGAAACAAACCACCUGGAGAUGGAUGAGUCACUCUUCAGCUAUGGCCUCCGGGAAAGUAUCGCCUCCUACCUCUCCCUGGCAGGAGAAGAUGGCUCUUCCUUUGCCAAUGACCGGAAAAAGAAAAGCCAUUCUCUAAUAUAUACUGGGAACAAACGCAAGAGUGCCCUGUUUUCUGCUCCUCAGUAUUUUGAAGAUUAGGCUACCAACCUAGAAGGAAAUAAAUGACUGAAUUCUCACCUUAAAUCUCCAUGUAGCCAUGAGGCCCAACUCCUGGUGGGCUCAGAGCAACCAGAAACAGAGAAAGAAUGGACACAUGGAUAAAUAAACUCUCAAUCUGUGCCCCACUCCUCAUCAGCACCCCCAAUCUCCCCUGUGUCAAGAAAAGAAAAAUCUCUCCUGGUGGCUAGAUAGUACUGUAGAUAUUACUGUAUGUUAAAUUAUAACUUAGUCAUACACUGGAUCAUAAGAAGUGAGCAUAUGUAUGAGAGAGAGAGAGAGAGAGAGAGAGAGAGAGAGAGAGAGAGAGAGAGAGAGAGAGAGAGAGAGAGAGAGAGAGAGAGAGAGAGAGAGAGAGAGAGAGAGAGAGAGAGUAUGGAAAAGGUACUCUCAGUAGAAAUGGUUCAAACAAUGGAAUCCAGAGUAAAAUUAUCUAGGUCCAACAGAAAGUCUGUUUGCUACCUUUUUCACUGAGUUGAUCUUUUCAGAAACACCAUAAGAAUAUUUCCUGGCUUCAAUUUUACUUUAAAAGUCAGUAUAUAGAAGCUCAGCAACACUAAAUGUGCCCUUUGUUGCAAAGCCUUCUUCAGAGUCAGAAAAUCGGUCUCUAGAUUGAGGCCAUGACACAGCCCAGCUUUGUUUGGGAAUGAGCUGAGGGUGUCCUGGCUCUUCUCCAGGAGCGAUUCUGGACAAGUCACUUCAAUUCUCUGAGCCUCAGUUUCCUAAUGUGUCAAAUAAGUGUGGGAGGUUGGAUGGGUCUCCUUCCAGUAAUUCCUUGACUCCAGAACUGAGCAUAACCCCUGCUUGAUGUUACCUCUGAGCCCUUAGGGACCAUGAGCGGAGGGUGCCUGCUGGGAUCAUCCUCAACACAAAACCUGGAAAUGGCCCCGGGGCCAAGACAAGACAAUCAAUGGGAGAAUCCCAAAGGUCUCAAGACAUUGUUAUCCUAUAAAGAGCACUGGAUUGACUGGGGUUUGAAUCCUAGCUCUGCCACAGACUGCCUAUGUGAUGGAGCUUCCUUACCUGUAAAAUGAAGAUCGGAUUCAUUGUGUGGAAAAAUCCUUCCUAGUUAUAAACCUUAGGAGGACAGUAUUCUGGCAAAGGCACGAAGAAAGACCCUUUCUCUGUUCCCACAAACCUACCCUGAACGGACACGAAGCAGUCACUAAAGAAUGAGUUUAUCUAAUGUGGCGGCUCCUUAGGACUCCAACAGGAGCUUUGGGAAAGGGUAAGGGUCCAAAUGGUUCUUUAGGGCAUACCCAGCUGGAGUCAGAGGAGCAGAGAAGGUCUUCUGGAGGGGCUGCUAAGCCUGCGCCAGUGCAUUACUCAUUUUUCCCAGUUUCAGAGGGACAGAAAGAAUUUGUGGACGUUGUCUCUAGGCUGAUAACAAAAAUGUAUAGUGCUUCCUCUGGGCAUGCUUGAGAUCUGAGGUCAGCACAGCAGUGGCAGAGAUAUGUGUGAGUCUCCAGAGCGGAGCACAAAGACCGUCUGACAUGGCCAGCCGUGCCAUUGAGUGGGAAUGUGCCACUGAGGACAAUGACGUUGCUCACCAAGCAAGGAGACCUUCAAGAACUCCAGAUGUCUGUAUAGGGUCUAACGUAUUGUUUCAAUUUGUGAUUCAUGCAAUUGAAUGCUUGGGGGCGUGUGUGCGUGCACUUGUGAGUGUGUGUGUGAGUGUGUGAGUGUGUGUGUGUGUGUGUGUGAUUCUAACUUCAGCAUUACACAUUGUUAAAUCAUGUAUUUAUUCUUGAUUUAAAUGGUUGUAAUAAAUAUUUCAUGCUUGAAUAGGCAAAGCAA